GAAUACCUGAAACCGCGCACUUUCCAAAAGUGAAGGUCUUUUGUUGUAAUGAUAAGAACUUCAAAGAUUGAAUUAUUACCAAUGACGUGGAUGGACGACGUAUUAAAAUAUUAGCUUCCAGACUAAACUACCUCUGCACUUAGCAUAUUACAUUUGGCUUUCUAAAUAUACAUAUUAUAUGAUUGAAAGAAAUGACUAAUCUAGAAUCAUACAUAAAAGAAGUAGUUCGUAAAAUAUUGAUCUCUUCCGGUGAACCAUUCACUACAUCCGAUAUUAUUGUUGAUAUAAUCUAUGAGUACAUAUGUAGAACUGUCCAGCACAUUCGUAUGCAUUUAUCCACAAAUCUACCUGAUUUACGUGAUCUAUUAAUCCUGUACCGUGAUCACCCGAUUAGACUGACAAGAAUAGUAAAAUACUUCCGUACAAUCUCACAAAGUUCAUUUAUUAAAAUGGCUGAUAUAGAGGGUAUUGAUGAACAGUUGUCAUCAUUCGUUAAGGAUCAUUAUGAUAUGGAUGAUGAUGAUGAUGGCGAUUGUGAUGGUGAUGAAGACGACAACAAUAAUGAUACGGAGAAGGAGACAAACGGUGUUCGUGCUGGUGGGGGUGGUGGUGGUGGGGAUACAGUCCUACUACAAAAUUCUAAACUAGUCAACUCUCUUCUAUCCAAUGAAGAUACAAACUGGUUACGAUUAAACAAUCUACUCGAUCAAUUGUCAAUCCCAUCACCUUGUCAAUUUGAAUUAUUUUGGCAAAAAUUUAACCCGAGAUUAUUACAAAUUUAUGAAAAGAUAAAUCAAGGCAGAUCGUUACGCCUGUUGAGAAUUGAUUCGAAAUCGUGUUGUUCCACAGUUGAAGAAUUUCUCGCCUUUAGUCAAUUAAGACAAUCAGCUAGUUUUACAAGUAUAACAAGAUCACGGAAUUUUGAAAGAUUUUGGUAUUGGCUAUUCUAUUAUCCAUUGAAUGUGAAUAACAAGAAUAUUGCGAUGAAAAAGACAAAAGAGGCGAUAUCCUCGUCACCAGGAACACAAACACCACCACCACCACAACAACAACCGACAACAACAACAACAACACCUGCUUCAACAGUUCUAUCGACAAGCAAGGAAAUGAGAGAAUAUUAUUUGAAAAUGAGAACUAAGAGUACUUCUCUUUCUUCUUCUAAUUCGUCGUCAUCUGCUCGUGCUGAAGCCAACGCCAACAUAACAUGGGACGCACCUCUCCAUGAAGGUCUACUUAUCAUUGCCUACCUGUUAACUGGUGAUAUUCUAGAUGUUAUUGAUAUGGUAUUAUUUAACCGACAAAAGUUGAACAUCAGUUUAUCCUCACCGAUUACACCAAUUGAAGUUAAAGAAGUAUUGAGAGUGUUUCGAACUGUAUUAUAUCCAGCGUAGUGUGUGUGUGUGUUGACGUUAUCGUUGAGGACACUACUCUUCAUGCAUUUCAAUCAUGUAUAUAUACAUAUAUAUACAAAUUGUUAUAAUAGAUUCAUUUUCUAUUAAAAGAAAAU
Trichobilharzia szidati is the source of this 1507-nucleotide messenger RNA. The record is from the annotation of a GenBank genome assembly. NCBI's taxonomy places the organism in Eukaryota, Metazoa, Platyhelminthes, Trematoda, Strigeidida, Schistosomatidae.